Pogoniulus pusillus (Red-fronted tinkerbird) is the source of this 3911-nucleotide messenger RNA. Its product is annotated as ubiquitin-conjugating enzyme E2 R2. NCBI's taxonomy places the organism in Eukaryota, Metazoa, Chordata, Aves, Piciformes, Lybiidae. The coding region runs from base 78 to 794 and encodes 238 amino acids. Gene Ontology annotation, molecular function: ubiquitin conjugating enzyme activity. The transcript has 5 exons. Gene Ontology annotation, biological process: protein polyubiquitination; ubiquitin-dependent protein catabolic process. The record is from RefSeq and is a predicted model, not a curated record.
UGGAGCGGCAGCGGCGGCAGCUGGAGCGGCAGCGCAGGUCAGCGGCGGCGGCGAGGCGGCGGGGGCCGCGCCGCGCCAUGGCCCAACAGCAGAUGAGCAGCUCGCAGAAGGCGCUGAUGCUGGAGCUGAAGUCGCUGCAGGAGGAGCCGGUGGAGGGCUUCCGCAUCACUCUGGUCGACGAGUCCGACCUCUACAACUGGGAGGUGGCGAUUUUCGGACCCCCCAAUACUCUCUACGAGGGCGGGUACUUCAAGGCUCACAUUAAAUUUCCUAUUGACUACCCAUAUUCACCACCCACCUUCAGAUUCCUGACCAAAAUGUGGCACCCCAACAUUUAUGAGAAUGGAGAUGUAUGUAUUUCAAUUCUUCAUCCACCUGUAGAUGAUCCACAAAGUGGAGAGCUACCAUCUGAGAGGUGGAACCCUACCCAAAAUGUCAGGACUAUCUUGCUGAGUGUAAUCUCUUUGCUUAAUGAGCCCAACACAUUCUCUCCUGCCAAUGUGGAUGCAUCUGUCAUGUUCAGGAAAUGGAGGGACAGUAAAGGAAAAGACAAGGAGUAUGCUGAAAUCAUAAGGAAGCAGGUUUUGGCCACCAAAGCUGAGGCAGAGAAGGAUGGCGUGAAGGUCCCCACUACGCUGGCAGAGUACUGCAUCAAAACUAAAGUGCCUUCCAAUGACAACAGUUCGGAUUUGCUUUACGACGACUUGUACGAUGAUGACAUCGAUGAUGAAGAUGAGGAGGAGGAGGAUGCCGACUGUUACGACGAUGAUGAUUCUGGCAACGAGGAGUCGUGACCUGCUCCCUCCACGCCCCUGUACUGCCCUGCCAUCUCAGGCCAGAAGGGAGCAGCGAUAACCUAGCAGCAGUCCAGCAAAAAAAGUGUGUGGGGGGGGAUUAAAAAAAACUUUUGUCUCCUGCUGUCUCCUGUUGUAUGGAUCUGUUUGCUCCUUUUUUAUGGACCUCUUAGAGACCCUCCACAGAAUGUCUGAAUUCUUGCAUUCUUAACCCUUUCAUCACUGUAUUAUGAUUUCUUUUUAAAAAAGAAACUUCCCUUUUCACUUCUCUACAAAAAAACGCUCACAGCAAAGCCAGGUUUGCUUGCGUUUAGAUUCUUGAAUUAAGUACAGUCUUGCAUUGAGUUGUUUUCGUGUAUUUAAAGCUGGAACAAAACCCAUUGGAAGUUGGAUUUUUUUUUUUUUUUUUUUUUUCAGGAGCUCACGUGCUGCAUUUACUGGGAAGGAAAAAAAAAAAAAAAAAAACAAAACCAACACCCAACACACAAAAAACCCCACACAAAAAUAUCUACAGAAAGCAAAUUGCCAAGGUGUAGCUGCUCCAUUUACAAUAAUAGCGUGUGUACAUUCGUUUAGCCUUGUGGUGGUGGCUUUUCCUUUAUGAGCUGUGGGGCGGAGGGUGUAAAGCUACUGUGUGUUGAGCUUGGUGGGAUGUCACUGAAAGGUACAGUAUUCCUUUUCAGCCUGCUCAAGUUAAGAAAUAGCUGGCCCCUGGCGUGCCAGAGGGCACAAUCAGCUUUGUCUCUGAAAAAGGCUUGUGAUAUGAACCCUAAAAUAAACACUUAACACUUAGUGUCUGUACAACUGAGCCCUGGGUUGCCUUUUUUUUUUUUUCCCACCCAUCCCCCCCAGCCUUUUUUUUUUUUUUUUUUUUUUUUUUUUUUGGUGUGUUGUUGAUCAGUUUUGGUUUUGUUUGGUUUUGUUUUGUUUUGUUUUGUUUUCCUGGACUAUAUUGGGGAUUAAAAAGUUCAGUUUAGCUGUGCUGCUGCAAUCUUGCAAUCUGCUGCUAGCUGCCCCUCUCCUGGGGAAGGAGAAGAGGUGUGCAUCCUGUUUCCCAGUGGACCAGUAUUCAUUUCAGCAGUGGGAGAGAGUGAUAGAUAGCCUCCUUCUGCCCCAGUACUUGCUAGCAGCCUUUGCUUCUUGCAGCCUAAAUCCACUGCUGGCCUGAGCCUUAUGUCUGUUGCUUAUAUAGGUCACAUCUUAGUAAAUGCAGCCCUGUGGGGUCAGCAGGUGUUAGAACACCCUUUGCUGUCCGCCUGGAGCAGCCAGGCUGUCCCUUUGCCUGUAGUGGCUUGCUGAGGCAUAGAGGAUGGAUUCUGGGCUUUCCCCUGCCUGGCUGGCUGAGGCAGAGGUGAGCAGAUGCAGUGUCCCAGGAGAUGAGUACACAGGGCUUUCUGGCUGGAAGAGAAGGAUGAUGCCUAGGUUUGAUAAGCUCUUUCACAGCAUGCUUCAGCUGGUGCACUGCGCUCACCUUCCUGCAUGUUUUUGGGAGCUCUCGGCAGAGCUUAGGGCACUCCCUCAUGGGCAGGGGGGCAACCCUGCAUGCUUGUGUCUGCAGAACACUCUUCCUCAGUAACCUUGCCGUGUUGCAGUGUGCUGCUCUUGUUUGGCUGUGGUGCAGUGAUCUGAAAUCACCUUUUACAUGGCCCCUUUUUCAGCAACCAGCCCUGCUCUCCUGCGCUCAGUCUUGGCAUCACCAGGAGCAGAUCUGAGAUGCUGGCCUUGCUUGGUUGAGACCCUCUAAUCCCACAGGUACAGAAAUAGUUACCCUGAUAAGACUCCAGAAUUUGUGUGUCUUGGGUUUUUUAGUGGGCCAUCACCAGCUACAGUCCCUCAAGGAGUGCCUUGUUGGGAGUUAACUUCAUUCUGGAUGUGCUACAGUGGUGGUGUCUCAGGGCAAGGAAUGGAAUGAGAGUGAGCAAGCUCAGUGUGCUGCUUGGAGGGAAGGGACAGUAAGGCAGCUGUGGGGAAGGGGAGCAAGGUAGAGGAGGUUUCAGAAUGUUGCAUAGCUCAGAUUUGCUGCAGUUGGGACAGUCUCUGCUCUGUGAUGCAUCCCUUUGUCCCCUGCAGGUUACAGGUGAUAAUGCCUUGAUCCCCAUUGCUCCCUGUGAUGAUCUGCUCUUCCACUUGCAUGUUACCUGGGGAGACGUCUGGCUCCCUCCUAAAGUGUCCCCACAUGGGCUCCACUGCUUGUCCUUCCAUCAAGGACCAACCAAGCCCCUGGUGCUUUUUUUGGAGGUUGUAGUGGGACUCCCCUGCAACUAGUGAUGGUUUGGGGUACCCCUAAGCUUCACUCCAUUUCUGCAAGUCCAGUGGCAACAAGCAGGCCCACAGCAUUUCUGGGGACAGGACUGGUCUAGGGACUGCACUGGACAGAGACAGCAAACUCCAGCAGCUUUCAGGGGGCUGUUGAGGACUACAGGCGCAGAGUAUGGGCAAUUUUGGCUGUGCUGAGGACUGGGCUUGAAACAAGGAUGCUGCACCUUUCAGGAUUUCCCUUGUACUUUUGACCGUCUUCACUGUAUGCUCUCCAGUGACCUGUGUUUUCAAGUUCAGUGUUGUAAGAUGCAUUGUCAUCACUUCUGGUACCCUUUUUUAAAGAGAAAAAGCAAGUUAGCAACUUAUUUUGAGAGCUCCUACAUUGACCAGGCUAAUUUCUCUUCCCCAUUGUCCUGCGCAGCGUCACUGCUUGUUGACUUGCUGGUUUCCUUUCUUGAGAUUGAAAACUGAAAUAUGAGGAUCGGGGGUUUUUUUGUUUGUUUUGGAAGCUAUUUAAGAGGUUGCAGAAAUAUGUUUACCUGCUCUGUGUAUUCUGGUUUUGGUGGUUUCUCUUUAUUCUUAACUCAGCCAAUAUUAGAGUUUACAUUUGCAACUACGAGGCCCUUCAGAUACAGUUUCCAACCAUUCUGAAACCAGCAGGGUAUAUGAUAUUUCUUAGUAGUUUUCUUAGCUAAAAUCCCAAAAGUUUUUCCCUUUUUUUUUUUUUCUCUCUUCCUCUCUUCAAUAUAAUUUACCAUAAAGAAUUAACUGAUGCAUUUUUUGUGUUGUCUUCCCCUUCAAUAGUUAUAUUUUGUCUUUUCUGCACAUCUGUCUACUAAUAAAAAUGUGAAAUGAAAA